UAAACUGCAAGCAGACAGCAACCGAGGAUAAUUUUCUUUAUUUUUAGAGUGGACUUUGUGUGUGUGUUUACUUCAGCAAUACAGUAGCUCCGUUGGAAGCUGACUGGAUUUAAACACGUGCUUUGAAAAGACAAUUUACUCUUAGCAUGUUCAUUUGUAUGCUCUGUUUCUUAGUUGUUAUGUUCAACUAUUAGGCACUAAUUGUAGGUGUCUUAAUAGCUGGUAUAAUUGAGGUUGUGUCUGUUUACUUCUCAUACUUUUGUGUUAGAAGGGUUUGUAUCUCAGCUGGAGUUUGUCAUCAAAAUCGCUGUGUGAGGAAGAGUUAAAGGAAAAGGGAUUUGGGGAUAAUUUAAAUUUGAUCACUUGAAAAACAAAUAGCUUGAGUGUAAUUAAAUGACUGGUUUGAUUCUUCCUUAAAUGUCACUUAAAACAGGCUUGCUUUUAACCCGGAGUAUUUGUCAUUGGCCUCAUCUCCUGUGCUGAGAAGCUUGUGAGCUGAUGAGCUGAGAUGGAAUGACUGGCAUGCAGGAGGGAUGAUGCUAUACAGGCUUGUGAAUCAGAGCAGAUGGUGUGACUGUUUCAGAUAUCUUUUCAGUUCCCAUUCCUUUUACAUGGGCAGCUUUCUUUUGCUAAUGGAGCGAGCCUUUGGGGGAUAAACAAGGCUUCAUACAGAGCGCUAAGGUCUUCUGCCCUCAAGAUGAAAAGGAGAAAGCUUAUAGAAGUAAAGCUGCAGUUUUAGCCCGGGAGGAUUUUAGUGUUGGUUUAGCAGCAUGAGCUGGGAAACCCUAAUUAUUCCGUCAGCUGCCUACAUUACCUUCACCCAGCCUGGCUGAACGCUACCCGAGUGUCUGCUCUAAAGGAGCACAGGACAGGUCAGAAACAGCGAGCAAGAUCAUGUAGCACCAGUCUGUUCCACAGCUGUGCUAGCACUGCCCUGGCAACCCAAGCUGGAGCUCCUAACUCGUCACCCUGCGUUGGUGAGUGCUGCCUGUGCCUGCCCUGCCUGAGCAUCCCUGGGAGCUGGGGCACUGUUACCUGGAAAAGCAGCUCCAGAUCUCCUCAGCAGGUAAUCGGAGUUUUGAGAAAAUUCCUAGGAUGAAUGUUUCCUGGUGGUUCUGAACAGAAAUGCAGCACUUGCAGAGUUCACACUUUUGCUUCAGCUCUGGGUUGUAAAUUGGAUUAUAAGGAAAGGUACAGCAUGUUCUGUUUCUGUUAGUCAGGGCGGAGCUCUUAGCAUCCAUCAGCAUUUUCAUUAUGGUGCACGUAAACCCUAUUUAAACCAGAAGUACUGAGCUCUUACCAGCAGUGCUGUCUGUCUGCUCUCUGGUUACAGGCAGCUGAACAAUCAGAAACCUUUCCCCAAAGGCUAGCUGGCACUUCUGCAGUUCCGGUCCCAAGGCCAGCCAACUUACCAGCGUGGUCCAAUGUUUGUGUUUCAGUUCUUGGUGCUGGUUCUUUUAAACAAAAAUUGGUUCUUUCUCCUGGCUCAUCUGUUCAAUAUAACACCUGAUUCUUAGGAUCCUGAUUGGGGAAAAGUCUUUUCUAAGGAACAGCUAGUGCUUCAGGUUGUCGUAGGUAAACCAUUUACUAAUAGAUUCAGCUGUGUACAAAAUCCCCAUGCUCUGGAAAUAAGGGGGCUACUGAAUUCAAUUGCUUCUCUGUUUGCUUUUAAGAUGGUGAUAGCUACUGCUCUGGUUUUGUAGUUGCUGCCAAGGAGCGAAGUAACUUUAUGUAAUAACAGUCCAUUAUCCUUUUUACCUAUUUCUCAGCACAGAGGGGUCUCAGGGCUAGGUAGGUGCCUUAAACUUAGCUUGCUGCAGGCUAGUCUCAAGCCCUGCAUUUCUGCGUUUGGCAGCUUCUAGCCUAUGCCUCCCUCUGCACUCGGGGACAACCCCAGUUUCUUUGGCUCUGCCUCUGGAUGCUGCCUUUGCCUGGCUGCCGGGUGACAACAGUCCUCAUUUGUUACUGCCACCAGUGCAUCGCUGUGCCAGCCACGGCUGCUUUUGGCUUUGCAGAAGCUGUGGUGAAAGGAUGUGGCUGCAGAGGGAAGGAGCACAUCUCAAGGAAUAGCAGUGCUCCCCAGUGCUCCCAGCAUCUCACUCCCUCCCCAUCUGUGCUUACAGAAGUGAUACUGGGUGGGAGACUGACAUCAGUCCCAUUUUACAUGAAGCCGAGACACUCGGCAAUCUUUGUGGUGUCCCCUAUGUUUGCUAGGGGGUAUUAUGGCAGUGUGUGCUGUCUCUUUGCUAUACUACAUAGCAAUACCUUUUAAUUAGGUGAAUUUAAUUACAUACUGGUUUGCAACAGAACUUCUUACACUGCUGAAUGCACUUGCAACACUUUAAUGGGUGUAUUAUCAUCGUACUUAGUGAUUUUUAGUGUUCCUUCACUUUGUAGCUACACUGAUAACUUGCUGGUACAGCAAAAUAUUAUCCAGGGGUGGUUUUUGCCUCAGUUGAACGGCCUUGUAUAAAGGAUAAGAAAUAACUGCGAUGUGGGAGGUGCAGAACCGUGUAAUUCAUUCAGCCAAUAUGCAGUGUUCCCCAGAGCAGUUUUCCACGGUGAGGGUGACUGACUGGCCAAACCUGACCUUUUGUCACAUCUACCAAACUGCUUUGGAAACCUUUCAAGUGUGCUUUUUUCCUAAAAUGUGACAGCCAGGAAGGCAGGCUCUCGUUGAAGUAUUCUGACACAGUUUUUGUUCAGCUUUAUUGACACAAACCUGUAGGUACAGAUGAAACCUGGAAAACAUCAUUGGAAGUGCUCAAAAAUUAUGGAAAGUUCUACAAGCAGGGCUAGGAUGUGGUUUCACGGUUCACACAGUAAUUCCUGAACAAGAGCCUGAGUUGAGGCCGGGCUGCAAAGGGGUUGUGAGAAGGUUACCAAGGGUCUGUAUAAUAUCUUAAAAUUAAAACAGUGUGAGCAAAGAAACUAAUUUUGAUCCUGUUAGAGCUACUGUCUUUUCCAUAGCAUGGAUUGAUUUCCUCUUUAAGCCACUGUGAAGUACCAUGUGUCUCUUCUGCACCUUUUGGCAGAAAUGUCCUGAGGUGAACGCAUUUUUCGAGGGUAUGUUUUGUUCUCUGGUCCUGCUGCUCUUCACCCAGGAUCGCUCAGCUCAGUACCUUCUUGUUCUGAUCAUUCACGCCUGGACUCAAAAAUUAGUGUUUUUGUUAAUUAUCGGGAGAAGGUUUGAAAAGACACGCGUACUCAGAAGCAAGCAGCAGUGCCAUGUUUAGGUAUGAUCCAACCCAAAAUUAAAUCUAAUUAUGUUAAUUAGAAAAUUGCAUGCUCACCUCCAGAAGUGAUAACAUCAGCAAAGCCAGCGGUAACCUUUCAUAUCUCUGUCAAGCCUUGUUGUUAGGAUUCUUUCAGCAAUUAAUGUGUUUAAAAAUGUUAUAAUAUUCCCAGGAAGAGUCGGUGUUUCAGCAUGCAGAGUGCUGGGGCGAUGUUGCUAUGGCAGCCUUAGCUAUGAUUUCUUUCUCUUUUUAAUGCCAAAAUAUUUUUUUCUCUCCUCUGAAUAUCCUGCAUUUUAGUUAUUGCUAUUCUUACUGUUUAAAUGACUCUUUAUAAAGUGGCAGGACCAUAUAUCAGUCAUUUUAUUGCUUUUCCUAUUGUAAUUGUUAAUACCAGUAAUGCAAUAUCACUUUGUGUGUAAGAUAUCGUAAAUGUAACCUAAUCCAAAAGACUCCACUCAAUGCCAUGAGUUGAUAACCAGAGAGGCUGCUGUGAAAUGUUUUUGAUCAUAGUUGUUUGUUUUUUUUACCUAUUUGCUGGUACCUCUGAACAUCACGUCUGCCCUGGCAUUCCAGCACCCUCUAAACAUGAUGGUGUGGGGUAAAGGUGUCUCAGUAUUUCUCUUGGUGUGAGGAAAAGCAGAGAGCUGGUAAAAGGGUAAACCAGCCUCAUGUGGGUCACAACAACCCCAGGCAGCGCUACAGGCUUGGGGAAGAGUGGCUGGAAAGUGCCUGGGGAACAGGGUCUGGGGGUGCAGGUGAACAUGGGCCAGCAGUGGCCCAGGUGGCCAAAAAGGCCAAGAGCAUCCUGGCUUGUAUCAGGAAUAGUGUGGCCAGCAGGACCAGGGCAGUGACCAUCCCCCUGUACUGGGCACUGGUGAGGCUGCACCUCGAAUCCUGGUUUCAGUGUUGGGUCUCUCACUACAGGAAAGACAUUGAGGUGCCGGAGAGAGUUCAGAGAAGGGAACAGAGUUAUUGAGAGGUCUGGAGCAAAAGUGUGAUGAGGAGCAGCUGAGGGAACUGGGGCUGUUCAUCCUGGAGAAAAGGAGGCUGAGGGGAGACCUUAUCACUGUCUGCAACUACCUGAAAGGAGGUUGUAGCAUGGAGGGGUUGGUGUCUUCUCCCAAGUAACAAGUGAUGGGAUGAGAGGAAAUGGCCUCAAGUUGUGCCAGGGGAUGUUAUCCUAAUAUUCUAAUUGGAUAUUAUGAAAAAAUUCUUCACAGAAAGGGUUGUCAGGCACUGAAACAGGCUAAAAGAUAUGUAGAUGAGGUUCUUAGGGACAUGGUUUAGUGCUAGAGUUAGGUUAGGUUAUGGCUGGCCUUGAGGGUCUCUUCCAACUGAAACGAUUCUAUUGUUCUAUUCUAUGAUUUCUUUUAGCAGAGGUUUGAUGGACAGAGGGGUAGAGCUCUCCCGCCCUGUUGUUGUCUGCAGCCAGCUCGGUGCUGUGUGGGGCUGGAGGCACCACAAAGCUGCUGUUGUUCUGAGCCACCUUUGUCCAGUGACUCACACAAGUGAAGACGCUGCUCAGAGCGGGCUGCAGCUGACUCUCCUCUCUCUGCUGAGAGCCUGGCCUUCCCCAGGGUGCUGUAAGUGUAAAGUAUGACUGAUCACCAGUUGAUGAGUACAGAUCUUAUAAUUGAAUUAUAUUCCUUCAUGGGAUUUCUCGUGUUUGGGUUUUUUUUUUUCUUCCUCACUUAUUCAUGCUGGCAUGCAAUGCUUUUGCUCUUGUCAUUACAAAUCUGCAUGUCAGGAGGAAAAGUAACUGUUACCCGUGUGUUACAAGGAUAUUUCAGGAGUGUGCCUGAUGACAAGGUAACAAGCUGUGCAGUGUUUGUGGUAGUUCACCUAUUUCCCCUGUUUAAAAUCUUAAUAUGUCAGUAUUGUCCUCAUGGGGAUAGCAAAACAACCCAAACAUCCCCAGGGAAAGCCAACAAUGUCUUCCUCCUGCUUUGCUUGAGCCUGGCUUCAUUUUGGGAAGUGAGGGGAUGUAGACAUGGUGGUCCCUGUGCGUGCUGCUCUCCAGUCUGCACCCCCAGAGAUAGCUGUGCGGAACUGAGCAUGGAGCUCUCCUGGAGAGAAACGCCGGCUAAAAAGGCAGUCAGAACAAAGCUUGUGUAGUCAGUGAGGGCUUGCGGUUUCUGGCAGGAUACCAGGAUGCAAAUACUCCUUCUUUAUAGACUUGAUUUCUUGUUAUGUGUUAGUGUGAUUCCUGGAGUGAUUGUGGAAGAGAAGAGGACUUCAGCAAGGAUUCGCAUCCAGAUGAGAAUUUUUUCCGCCCCCUGCCCCGGCUGGACGUGCAUUAACUUCCAUUAUCACUUUGCGUGCCUGUGCUAUGAAGAAGCCUGACCCUAACCCAGGCAGCAUGAGAGAGAUCUUUACAAGGGCCAAGUGCCUGCAGAGCGCUGGUUCUGGAGCAGUGGCAGGGAACGGGAGCGCGCACACAACCUGCGGCGGGGAGGGGGAGCGCGGGGCCCUGGCAGGAGGUGCUGAGCACCGUGGGGCCAGCCCACAGCACGAAGAGGGCAGAUACGCAGAGCUCCAGGUCUGAGCGUGGGUCUGGGCUGGCAGAAGGCAGGGAACAGAGGGAGGCAGACUGAGAGAGACGUGCAGAGAGGGCGAUGCUCUUACCUGCCUCCCAGCAGACUGGUAAGUGGGCAGUGUUUAGCUCUUUGGUGGAGAUCUCCAUUCGCUUCUACCCACGGUAGGGAGAGGUGGAGAGGCUUCCCCCUGAGCCGGAGCUGCCAUCCUCGUGUUCUGCUCUGGUCUUGUCCCCAGCCUGGGAAGAAACAGUUUCCCUUUUGGGGCAAACUGGAAAGGUGUCACUGGUAUUUAGAAUCAAAGAUGUUUUCUUGAAAAUCUCAAAUGAAAUAAGCAUUUGUGCGUAUCUAUAAUAUACACAGAUACAUAUAUACUACAAACACUAUAUAUAUAAAUAAAAAUGAUGGCGUUUUAGUGUUUGCCCUGAGCUGCCUGCUUUGGAACGGCUGCAGCCCUGCAAGUGAGUGUUCAGCAGGAAAAAGCGUUCUCCAUAACAAACUGCUGCAGUCAAGUUUUGCAUCAGCAAAGGAAAUGAGAGCGAACUCUGGCGUCAAUUGAUUUAUUUUCUCAAGCUAAAAUGAUCAUUAAGCCCCUCUGGUGCCCAGAAAGCUGCGUUUGGAAGGGAGUGUGGUGAACACUGAGCUUUCUGAGGGAAUCCUUGCGCAAGCACGUGCAGGCUUUUCUCCUAGCGCUUGGGGUUCGAUAUGCUGGAAAAUAUUUGAAAUGAGCAUCUCUGUUUGCUGCCCUCAAGCAACACAUGUAGGGAGUCACACCUUCUUGGCUGCCAUUGAAUUCAGCUGCUUGCUCUUUGAUGGACUACUUCUUAAUAUUGAUACUGAAGUGUUUUUCUGGUGUUAAACACCAGUUAGCCACUCAAGUGAAAGGUAAACUGUGUAAGCGAUGGAAGAAGAGAGCCUGAGCUCACAUUUCUGAAGUCGGCGCUGUUCCAUGAGGGAGUAGUUAGGUAGGAAAGACAUUAAAAAGAAAACCUGAUCUUAAUGGACAAAUGGCCUGAAAAUUCUGUAGAAUUAAAACUUGUUUUCUUUAAGAAGCUAAAAUGAAACCAAAAUCUCUCACUAACAGAACAAUGCUGUCGGUAGUGUAAAUGGCAGUCAGGUGAAGCUGGAGGGUGUAUUAGGGAGGGUUUCUGCACUGCAGCAGCUUGCGAUCAGUGCAGGUGAGGAAACUUCGAACCAAUGCUUUGAAAAUGGGAAUCACUGAGGUCUGACUGAGGCAUUGGGUGAAAGCUUCUGUGAGCUCUGGAGCUGGUCCUUGGGCAGUAAAAUUGCGUGGAGAGAGUUUGCUUAGAUCAAGGCCUCAAUCCAGUGCAAACAGACCUACUGUAGCGUUCAGUUCUCUGCUUAGCAUGAGAGUGUGAAGUGUUUGCAGUCAGCGCCUGGUCCAGCGCUUUCCACUGGAGACAUGUCCUGCUGGCACAACAUGCAACCCUCUCUGCAGAAGACUUCAGGGUUGCAAAGGCGGUGUUAGGAGAGCCGAGGUUACCAGACCUCAAAGAAGGUGGGAAGGAAAGCAGCAUGAAACAUCUUGGUAUAAACUAUAACACAUUAGCCUUAAAACAGCAAAACCAAAACCAAGGUUAGAAGCCCUCAUUCUGUUCCUUUCAACAUGGCAGGAAACCUUCUGACAUAAAGCUGGAUGCACUUGGAAAAAUUUAAGUUAGUCUGAAAGCUGCGUGUGAUGAUUAUAUUAGUGCACUGUGGAGCUUAAUUUUUUUUUUUUUAAUUAAGAACUACUUAAUCAUAAAAAUGAAAGCAGUUACUAUAGGUCUUAAAUCAAACAAGAACGUGAGAAAGAAUAUGUGCUUCAGCAGCAGGUCCAAGCUGAGUUGUCAAAGCUGUGGGGAUUCUGCAGUUACCUUGGCUCAGAAGAACCUCUGUAUGGGUCUCUGUCUGCUUUACUCUGGAGGAAAAAUCUGAUUGUGUGUUGCUUAGAAAGUACAGCAGUGAAGAUACACGACAGUUUUGAGUAGUUAACAUAGUAAUUUUUUUAUUUUUAUUUUUCUCUUUACAGAGGGGAUUUAAAUUGGGAAAAUGAUCCACUGCAAAAUCUUGAGGGUUGGAGUAGAAGUGACGUGCAGAAUCUUCAUGUUGUCAGCUCAGCCUGUUCGUACAUAUGCUGAGUGUGGCAUAUUUAACUGCAGCUGCUUCGUGACAGAAUAAAAGCUGGAUGUGAGUUGUGCAUUGGGAAGUGAUUGAUGUGUGCUUGUGCAGCUUGUAGCACUAUGAGAAACACGGGUGCAGCUGCCGAUGAUGUUUACUAGAAGUAGAUUGAAAAGGCAAGAAAAUGAAAUUGCACUUCUGCACACAAAACCUGUUGUAAAACUGUGGGGCAGGAAGCAAUUCCGGAAGCAAAAACUCCAUUUGUUUCUGCGGGACAAGAUGAAGAGGCUUCUUCAAGGCCAGGUAGAUGAGAAUCCAAACCACUCUCAUCACUGCCAGCUCUCCCCGGUGGAGAUCGAGACGGACAUGUUCGUUUGCGGGAUGAAGAGGAACUCUGCGAGCACUGAAUUUUCCACUGCUGGAGGGGACUUCCAUCAGGAUGAAGGACGUGAUUCCAAGGGAGUGAGUGAAGUGUGCGUUGGUGAGGUGGAACUGAACUGGGAUGGCUAUGUAAAAAUACCAUGCUCUGUUCAGCAGAACAAGGUGAAUGUGCAGGGCAGUUCUUCUGAUGGCGUGACGCAGAGCUCUGCUGACAGAAAGGGCAGAGUGUCCGAGGGGCAGGACCUUUCUUCCCUGAACGUUACCAUGAGCUGGAGGGAGGCAGCCGAAAGGCAAGGGUGCUUUCCCCAGGAAAAGCCCACUGCGUACAAGAGUCGCAGACGGCAGUCGAGAGAUCGCUCAGCUGAUGUGGUGGAUUACAUCGUCAAAGAGCUACAGGGAAUAAGUCGCAUCCAGACAGAGAUUGCAGAGCUCCGACAGCACCUCACCUUGAUUAAAGGCUCUGUGGAUGAAGUCUCCAGCUGUGUGGAUACGGUCCUGAGCGAGAUAGAAGGCUUGCAAGGUGGUUCUGCUGGCAAAACCCAGGGUACACAUGCUCGAGAACCCAGUAGGGAGGUACACAAGGAAGAACCAGUAUUAUAUUUUUAUGGCAUCCCAGAAGAAGAUGGCGAAAACACGCUAGAGCUUAUCUGCAACUUCUUGUCUGAAUAUCACUGUUUCAAUGGUAUCCAGUGCAGUAAGUAUAUAAAAGAUGCUUAUAGAUCAGAUAUUGGUACAGGCAAGCCAUUAACACCACGACCAGCAGUUGUGAAACUUGUCAGUUGUGAACAGAGAGACUUUAUUUUACAGAAGUCUGUCCUUCUGCAAAGCUCAGGGGUCCGGAUUGCUACCAGUGAAGAGCAAAAGCGGCAGAAUGGCCAGAGGGGCCGUAAAAUGGAUUCAGUCUCUUUGCAGUCUGGAUUCAAGAAAAAUCAUCGCAACUCGGUGAAUCCUGAUGCAGCUCAGCGAACUGAUGCAGUUGGUCACCCUCAAACUGACUCAUUCCAGGUGAGGUGUAAAAGCACGAGCAGGAAAACACAGUGCGUAGGGGAUACAUUUGAUUCUGUGCAGAAGUCGACCUUGACUAAGAAAAGCAACUCGAUACCUGGAACUGGGAAGGAAGCGCAAACAAUAAGCUGCAGUGAGCAGCAUUCAGAUGAGAAUGACAGGCACCAGGCCCCUUGUGAACCUCUACAAAAUGCGCAGGUGACCAGUUUGGCCAGACCAGGUGAUGGAAAUUACUGCUGCUCCUCUGACCCCUUGGGCCCUGCGAGCCAUAUGUGUGCUUCAAGCGAUGGUGGUGAGCACAGGCUUGACACCGAAAGUGUCACUGAGAAUGGUUCUUCCCUUCUCGAUAAAGUUGAGGGCAUAACUGCAGCAGAAAUUGAAAUAGACUGUGAUAUGUCAUGCAAACUUACCAGUGCAGAGAAAGUUGAUAUUCAAAGAGAAGAUGUUUCUAGUGGAGUGACAACCAUUAGCUACGAUCACACAACGGAUGAAAUGGCUGAUAGUAGUGACAGCUUGAAAGAUAUGAUCCAAAUGGACCUGAAUGAUCAAGAUCCAACUGAUCAGGUCUUUAGGGACGUCCUGGAAAAUUCCCAGUAUUUCCUUGACCAUUCCCAGGAUAACAUUGAUCUUGUAGACAUGAAGUUUUACACAAAUAAGCUUGGGAAAGCUAUUCAUCACUUCAGGUCUGCUCUGCAGCUGGUGUUUCACAAACUGGAGACAAGCGAUUCUGAAAUCCUUUUGGAAAAUGAUAGUGGAUUGCAGAUGGACGAUGACAAUACGCUUAUGCUGACCAGUUCAGGUAUGUGUGGCAGCUCUGACAACUUUGCAGAAACCCCUCCUAGUCAGUCCUCCGAGAGCCAGGCAAACACAACUGCCAACAGCGAAACGUCUGCUCAAAUGCAGUUUGUUCCUUCCAGCCUUUCUUCUCUUCCGCAUGAGCCUCCUGUUUCCAGUUUGGUGCCAUCAUCCGACUGUGAAAUCCGCGCUGGGCAGCGCUCCCUUCCUGAGGAGCUUGGACGAGAUGUGACCCCUCUGCCCGAGCAAGCAAAGGAGUGCAGACCCAUGAGCCUUGACAAGGUGUGCGCAGAGACCAUCUACCUGAACAAAUGCAUCAACAAUUUCAAAAACGUGCUGAGGGAAAAGAGACAAAUGCGUAGGAGACUCUUAAAAGAAUUAGCGCAGGAAGGAAACUGGAUUUCUGCAGAGGAAACAAAUUCAGAAGGAGGUAGAGGAGAGCUCCAGGGUCAAGAUGAGGCUGAUCCGUCAAAACCUCCCUGGCUCAAAGGAGGGCCUGCAGGUGGUCUCUAUGGCAUUGACAGCAUGCCCGAUCUACGCAAAAAAAAGCCAAUUCCACUUGUCAGUGAUCUGUCACUGGUUCAGUCCCGGAAAGCCGGAAUUACCUCAGCAAUGGCCACUAGAACAUCUCUCAAAGAUGAAGAGCUGAAAUCUCAUGUCUACAAGAAGACCUUGCAAGCCUUAAUUUACCCCAUCUCUUGUACAACCCCGCACAACUUUGAAGUGUGGACAGCCACAACUCCUACCUACUGCUACGAGUGCGAGGGGCUGCUGUGGGGCAUCGCGCGGCAGGGAAUGCGCUGCGGGGAGUGCGGAGUCAAGUGCCAUGAGAAGUGCCAAGACCUGCUGAAUGCUGACUGCUUACAGAGAGCAGCGGAGAAGAGCUCGAAGCAUGGAGCUGAAGACCGAACCCAGAAUUUCAUCAUGGCCAUGAAGGAUCGUAUGAAAAUCCGUGAGCGGAACAAGCCAGAGAUCUUUGACUUGAUCAGAGAUGUGUUUUGUGAGAGCAAACUGACACACGCUCAGCAGAUGAAGACGGUGAAACAGAGCGUGCUCGAUGGCACCUCAAAAUGGUCAGCAAAGAUCACGAUCACGGUGCUGUGUGCUCAGGGUCUGCAGGCCAAAGACAAAACUGGGUCCAGUGAUCCGUAUGUAACUGUUCAAGUGGGUAAAACAAAGAAGAGGACAAAAACCAUUUUUGGAAAUCUGAACCCUGUUUGGGAAGAGAAGUUUUACUUUGAGUGCCAUAAUUCCUCCGACCGGAUCAAGGUGCGAGUAUGGGAUGAAGAUGAUGACAUCAAGUCCCGUGUCAAGCAGAGGCUGAAACGCGAGUCGGAUGAUUUCCUGGGGCAGACAAUCAUUGAAGUCCGUACUCUGAGUGGAGAAAUGGAUGUGUGGUACAACCUUGAGAAGCGAACAGAUAAGUCCGCAGUGUCUGGGGCUAUUCGCCUGCAAAUCAGCGUGGAGAUCAAAGGCGAAGAGAAGGUGGCUCCAUAUCAUAUUCAGUACACUUGCCUUCAUGAGAACCUCUUUCACCAUCUCACAGACGUGCAAGGGAAUGGGGUGGUGAAGAUUCCUGAUGCCAAAGGAGAUGAUGCCUGGAAGGUGUAUUUUGAUGAGACAGCUCAAGAAAUCGUGGAUGAAUUUGCAAUGCGUUACGGCAUUGAAUCGAUAUACCAGGCCAUGACGCACUUUGCAUGUCUCUCUUCUAAAUACAUGUGCCCGGGUGUGCCAGCUGUGAUGAGCACCUUACUUGCCAAUAUCAAUGCUUAUUAUGCGCACACAACUGCCUCCACAAAUGUGUCUGCUUCGGACCGCUUUGCAGCCUCCAAUUUUGGGAAAGAACGAUUUGUGAAGCUCCUGGACCAGCUUCACAAUUCACUUCGGAUUGAUCUCUCAAUGUACAGGAAUAACUUCCCAGCCAGCAGCCGCGAACGGCUGCAGGACCUGAAGUCUACGGUGGAUUUGCUGACCAGCAUCACUUUUUUCAGGAUGAAGGUCCAAGAGCUGCAGAGUCCUCCCCGCGCCAGCCAGGUAGUGAAGGACUGUGUGAAAGCUUGUCUCAACUCCACCUACGAGUACAUUUUCAACAACUGUCAUGAGCUGUACAGUCGCGAGUACCAAACAGAUCCUAACAAAAAUCAGGACCUUCCUCCCGAGGAACAAGGCCCCAGCAUCAGGAACCUGGACUUCUGGCCCAAGCUCAUCACUUUGAUAGUUUCCAUCAUAGAAGAGGAUAAGAAUUCUUAUACCCCAGUCCUGAAUCAGUUUCCUCAGGAGCUUGUUGUUGGGAAGAUCAGUGCCGAGGUGAUGUGGAGUCUCUUUGCCCAGGAUAUGAAAUAUGCCAUGGAAGAGCAUGAGAAGCACAGACUGUGUAAAAGUGCAGACUAUAUGAAUUUACACUUCAAAGUGAAGUGGCUGUACAAUGAAUAUGUUCGUGAUCUGCCUGCCUUCAAGGGAAAAGUGCCUGAAUAUCCAGCGUGGUUUGAGCAGUUUGUGAUGCAGUGGCUGGAUGAAAAUGAAGAUGUGUCCCUAGAAUUCCUGCAUGGUGCUCUGGAGAGAGAUAAAAAAGAUGGGUUCCAGCAAACAUCCGAGCAUGCUCUGUUCUCUUGCUCAGUGGUGGAUGUCUUCACCCAGCUUAAUCAGAGCUUUGAGAUCAUUAAGAAGCUGGAGUGCCCGGACCCUGUCAUUGUUGCUCAUUAUAACAGGAGGUUUGCUAAGACUAUUGGGAAGGUGCUAAUGCAGUAUGCCGACAUCCUCUCCAAGAGCUUCCAGUCCUACUGUUCCAAGGAGAAACUGCCCUGCAUCCUGAUGAAUAACAUCCAACAGCUGAGGGUGCAGCUAGAGAAGAUGUUUGAAGCCAUGGGUGGCAAAGAGUUGGAUGCAGAAGCAAGUGACCAUCUCAAAGAGCUCCAGGUGAAGCUGAACAAUGUUUUGGAUGAGCUGAGUGCUGUGUUUGGUAACAGCUUUCAGACUCGUAUUGAUGAGUGUGUCAAGCAAAUGUCUGAUAUCCUGUGUCAAGUGAAAGGAACAGGAAAUGUUGCUGCUAAUGCCAGAAACACAGUCGCACAAGAUGCAGAUAAUGUCCUGAGGCCGUUGAUGGAUUUCCUGGAUGGAAAUCUGACACUGUUUGCAACUGUGUGUGAAAAGACGGUGUUGAAACGGGUGCUGAAGGAGCUCUGGAGGGUGGUAAUGAACACCAUGGAGAAGCUGAUUGUGCUGCCUCCUCUUACAGACCAUACGGGCACACAGUUGAUUUUCAGUGCUGCUAAGGAACUGGGACACUUGUCAAAGUUGAAGGAUCAUAUGGUGAGAGAAGAAACUAGGAGUCUCACUCCAAAGCAGUGUGCUGUUUUGGAUCUGGCACUGGAUACUAUCAAACAAUAUUUCCAUGCUGGUGGAAAUGGUCUGAAGAAAACCUUCUUGGAGAAGAGUCCAGACCUGCAAUCGCUUCGAUAUGCUCUUUCUCUCUACACUCAGACCACAGACACUCUCAUAAAAACCUUUGUCCAGACUCAGACCGCUCAGGUGCAUGAUGGGAAAGGUAUUAGGUUUACCGCUAAUGAGGAUGUUCUUCCUGAUAAGGGCUCUGGUGUGGACGAUCCUGUGGGUGAAGUGUCCAUACAGAUCGACCUGUACACCCACCCAGGGACUGGUGAACACAAGGUCACGGUGAAAGUUGUGGCAGCCAAUGACCUGAAGUGGCAAACGUCCGGCAUGUUCCGUCCAUUUGUUGAAAUCACCAUGAUCGGGCCCCAUCAGAGUGACAAGAAGAGGAAGUUCACAACCAAGUCAAAGAGCAACAACUGGGCUCCCAAAUACAAUGAAACCUUUCACUUCAUCCUGGGGAAUGAGGACGGCCCCGACGCCUACGAGCUCCAAGUCUGCGUGAAGGAUUACUGCUUUGCCCGGGAGGACCGGGUGCUGGGGAUAGCAGUGAUGCAGCUCAGAGACAUCGCAGACAAAGGAAGCUGCGCUUGCUGGUGCCCCCUCGGGCGCAGGAUUCACAUGGAUGAGACUGGACUUACAGUCCUGAGGAUUCUCUCUCAAAGAACCAACGAUGAAGUCGCUAAAGAAUUUGUGAAGUUGAAAUCCGAGUCCCGCUCCAUGGAGGAGGGCACCUAAGCUCAGCUGUGUAAUGUUCCCUUUCCUCUUCUGCCUUGUGCCAAUAUGUGCAAGUGUUCAACAAUUCUCUUUUAUUAAUUACAACGUUUUUUUUUUCAUAUUGUCUUUGUGAGCUCCGAUAGCGCACGUGUGCUGUACAGGAAACAAAUCCAUCAAUCUGAUGUGAAUUAUUUAUUUUUUAGUAGCUGGGUAAGACACCAUAGAGAACGAGACAGUCUCUUCUUAUUUAAGAUGCAAAUUCUGCUUUGUGUAUAUAAAUUAUUUUAUAUUGGAGGCUGGAUCUGCUGGGUUUUGUUGAUAUGCAGCACUGUGAUUUUAUCCUCUGAAGCUGGCAGGCGUUAAAAAGGUUCUACAUAAUCACCCUGUGAUAAAAACACACAACUGUGUGGAAAUUGGGAGAAUAAGAAUGAUUUGGGGGUUUGGCAAAGCACAGUUGUCUCCCAUUGAAACCCUGUACUGUGGAGCUGCCAGGCCAUAUUCUUGCACAGAUUAUACCAGUGUCCCAACGUGAUCUGCAGACGCCGAACGUCUGCUCACGCAAGUUGCAGGUUGCUCUGAAGAUGCACUCGGGAUGGAUGUCUGGCGCGGAUGUGCUGCUGGGAGCAUGGGCGAGAGCCGUGGGACAAGCGCAGAGGGGCCGGAGAUCUCGUAUCCAGGAGCUGCCCUGCUGCUCUAAUUAGGUGGUGUGCCUCGGAGAAUAUGUUAAUGAAUCCCCAUGUGCUGCUGAGAAUCUGGCAUCGCUGUGGGUGCCGUAAGCUGCCGAACUCCACCAGUCACGCUUUGGCUGCUGUGACCAGCACAGUAAGGAAGGGAACAACAUUAGAGCCAUGACAAAUAGCAUGGCUACUGUAUACUUAUUUUCCACUUCAGUAGUUUCUUUUUUUUUUAGCUUUUUGACAUAGGAUUGGAUAAUUUAUUACUUGCAGGCUCUCUGUAGCAUUUUGUUACCCUGGAGUAGCUGAGACUAUUCCUCACUAUGAACCCAGGCAUGGUGGCUCACCUGGGAGGGAGCAAAUCCUCCCCCCUGGGCAAGCGCUCGGUCUGGAGCGCUGGUCAAGGGGCAGCAGGUCCCGCCAGUUCUGAUCACGAAGUCGCUCUUGGCCGUGCUGUGGUUGAUCCUUGCCGAUUGUCACUAAUCUGUGAUUUAAUGAUACCAUUGAAAAUAUUUUUUGCACUGUCUUAAAGAAGCGUCCUGGUUUUGUUUUCUUGUGAAACAAAACGCUGUCCUGAGCAAAGUAGAUUGCAGGGAGGUCAGAAUUUCUGACUGAAAAUUCAUGAGCGGGAAGGUCUAGAGUAAUGAUUGCAUCUGAGGUAUGUUUGUUGGAGGGUCUUAAUUCUUUUGGGGAUAUUUUUGCUAUUUCCAGCUACCCUUCUACUCUGGAAAGUGCAGCUGGAACAAGCCAGUCCUUGCCCAUAAAGUACUGUAAUGCUGUCAAUAAAUUCAAGGACUGCAUAUUGAAUGACUUUUUUUUUCUAUUUUCUCUGACACUUGUAUAGCUGUAUGAUACAACUCCUGUAUUACAUGGGCUUGCUCGUAACGUUCUGAGAUGGCACAUCUGCUUUGUUCUUGUCCAUGGUGUAUUAUAGUAAUGCUCUUCAAGACUCCACGCUCUUUGUCAUGAUUUUGAAUCAUUGUACGUGCCAUUGUUAUGAGAACUGUUAGUACAGUCUUUAAUAAACUCUUUUAGCAGCA
Messenger RNA from Columba livia (rock pigeon), 15890 nucleotides. Its product is annotated as protein unc-13 homolog B. The transcript is spliced from 33 exons. Gene Ontology annotation, biological process: dense core granule priming; synaptic vesicle maturation; synaptic vesicle priming. NCBI's taxonomy places the organism in Eukaryota, Metazoa, Chordata, Aves, Columbiformes, Columbidae. Gene Ontology annotation, cellular component: neuromuscular junction; terminal bouton; presynaptic membrane. Gene Ontology annotation, molecular function: phospholipid binding; syntaxin-1 binding; diacylglycerol binding. The coding region runs from base 8039 to 14197 and encodes 2052 amino acids. The record is from RefSeq and is a predicted model, not a curated record.